Molecule: messenger RNA, 2221 nt
Organism: Cuscuta europaea
Lineage: Eukaryota; Viridiplantae; Streptophyta; Magnoliopsida; Solanales; Convolvulaceae
Source: the annotation of a GenBank genome assembly
GUAGAAUUAGGUACAUUGUCAAGCUCCAAUAAACAAAUACAAUGAGGGCCCCUCACACGUGAAGUGCUGGUAUCGUUUAGUUGGCACUUUGAUGACCCCCCUUUAUUUGCAGCUCCCUUCUCUCCCAGUUUUCCCCAUCCACCGCUUCAUCGUCUCUCUUCCGUAUAGAACACAAAUCGUACAUAUUUUUUCAUUUUGAUUCCACUGUAUAUUGCCGCUGAAUAGAUUGACUUCCCUUAAUCAUGUAAGAUUGGCGUUGUUCCGGUGAUGGGUUAAGGUUUCCAGAUGGUUUCUACAGACUGGUUCGAUCUAAUCAUGGAUAGAAGGAUUCCGAAAAAGGUAUGGCUUUGCUCCCAAAUGUCAAUGGUAUUACUCGUGGGUGGUAAUCACACUUCCUCCAGGUUUUGUACUCGCUAAAUCUUACCUUCCCUCACCAUUUGGCUUGAAUUCCCUUGAUUCUUAACAAAUCUGAGUUUGAACUCUAGACUUUAGUCUUAGAACGAGCUAUCGCUUUCUAGAUCUGAAAAAACUAACCGGGUUUUGAAGAGGUGUUUAAUAUUGAGAGAAGGAUGGACUUGAAGGCCUUGAAAUGGCAAGCUGUCCGCAGUUCACUGAUGAAGCGUUUGGUUCUCAAACUGUUGAUGUUUGGGGCUGGAACUAUGAUCAUACUGUUCGUUCAAAUGGGACAUGAUGUCCAAUUCUCUGAUCCGUGGAUGCUGAGUGACAGUGAAUGCAGUCAUUUGAACUUUAGCAUGAACCCUAGCGCUUUCAAUUUCACACGUCUAUUUGGGGUUAUGCCAUUUCCGUGCAGAGCUGAUGAGAUUUUAGCUAAGAACGUCUUCGAGGAACUGAUGGUUAACAGUUUCUUAGAUUCCGAUGUGAAGUCUCUGUGUGUUGGUGAGGGUGCGGACGCAGCUGUUUUGGCAUUGAGAGAUUUGGGUUUCUCUGAUGUUUCUGGCGUUAGUAGCCACCCGUUUUUCUCCCUUAUGAAGAGGAGGUUCAUGUAUGAGCUCGAUUUCGAUGACGAUGCUUUCGAUUUCGUGUUCUCCCGAUCUCUCGAUCGGGUAUCUGUACCUGCCCUCCUCGUGCUCGAGAUCGAGAGGGUCCUACGCCCAGGCGGUUCAGGCGCCAUGCUUCUUGGCGACCACAGUUUCUACUCGGGCAACCUCGUCAAGCACGCCACCCCUGUCUCUUCCUUCUUGAAGAGCUCUGAUGUCGUGCACGUAUCUGCAGUGGGCCCCUUCACCUUAGUUCUCUUCAAGAAGCGUUUUGAAGGAGGUGACAUGGCAUUGGAUCUCUUUGAGCGGUUCGAACUACCCGAUCAUUGCCCGUCAGUCGCGAACAGCAUAUCCCUUAUGCCGUAUAUUGAGCCCCUAGUCAACGAUGAGACAAACAUCUCUUAUUUGCCACAAUUGACGGAUAUAUCCUCAAGAAAAAAGCUCAUUUAUAUUAACCUAGGGGCCGGGGAACUUGUGGACACAACCAUUACAAAAAUGUUGAAUUCCAAUUACCCGUUUCCCCGGCAAGCCAUGGACGCCUAUGUCAUUGAUCACAAUGCCUAUGCUCUUUCGUUGUACGUGAAGACUCCGGGGAUCACAUUUGUGUACCACCCAGGACUUGCAGGAGAAGAGGAGAUGGAACAGGAUAUUAACUAUGCAGAUGAUGAGGAUCUAGAGGAUGAAAAAGACUUUGACUUUAUUCGUUGGUUCAAUGAGACGGUGAGCGGUGGAGAGGAGGUCUUCGUGGUGCUUAUGAUGAACGCUCGCCCGGUGGAGUUGGGGAUACUUGAUGAGCUUUUCAGGACUGGUUUGAUAUGUCGUGUUGAUGAACUUUUCCUUCGUUGCUCGGACACUACAGUGUGGAAACCUGCUAGGUGUGGGGAUUGUAUGAGCUUGUUGAAAAGUCUCAGGAACAGUGGCGUAUUUGCUCACUGGUUUUAAGGAUUCCAUAUUGUUGUUGUGUUAUUGUUGCAAUGUGUUGUUGUUUCAGUUUCUAAAGGAUUGAGAAUAAAUGCAAGGGGACAAUCAGCAUUUUCUAAAUGCGAUCCUUCAAACCCUUGCUGAGUCAAAUGUGUGUGAUGUUUGUUUUAGUAGCAAGUACUCUGGACCUAUGUUUUUCUUGCGUUGUUCUUUUGCGGAGGAAACAUUUGCUGUGGUUUAAUUACUCCUAUAGUCCUAUGUUUGUUUUUCUAUAAAUUGUUAUCAUAUUCCCUUAUACCACG